AUGAGAAAGCAAUUGAAACAAAUCAAAUUGAAAACUCAAGCGCCCGGGAAGUACCUGCCAAGUGCCAAUGAAGUCCCCGCGAAGUGCCCGAAAAGUACCCGGCAAAUGCCUGGCAAGCUUCUACCAAGUAAACAGGAAGAACCCACCAACUGCCCAAAGUACCCGCCAAGUGCCCGUAAAGUCCCCACUAAGUACCUGCCAAGGCCCUGCCAAGUGCCCGUGAAGGCACUGUCAAGUACCCAUCCACUAUUCAGGAAGUUCCCACCAGGGGCCCAGGAAGUACCCGCCAAGUGCUCGGAAAGUCCCCACAAAAAGCUCGGAAAGUACCCGCCAAGUGCCCAAGUACCCAAAAAUUACCCGCCAAGUAAUCAGAAAGUCCCUGCCAACUAUCUGGGAAGAACCGACCAAGUGCCCGGAAAGUGCCUAAGACGUUCCUGCCAAGUACCCAGGAAGUACCCGGCAAGUGCCCAUGAAGACCCCACCAAGUACCUGGGAAGUUCCUGGAAAGCCCCCAUCAAGUACCCAGAAGGUAUCUGCCAAAUGCCCGGAAAGUACCCACGAAGUUCCACUCCCGUCAAGUACCCGCCAAGUGCCCAGGAAGUACUUAACAAGUACCCGGAAAGUCCCUACCAAGUAACCGGAAAGUACCCGUCCAGUAUUAAAAAAGUACCUGCCAAGUGCCCAGAAAAAACCUGCCAAGUACCUGAAAAGUUCCCACAAAAUAUCUGGGAAGUAACCACCCAGUUCCUAGAAAGUACCCACCAAGUGUUUGUAAAAUAUCAGCCAAAUACUCAUAAAGUACCUGGAAAGUACCCGCCAAAAGACCGUGAAGUACCGGCAAAGUCCCAAGAAAAAACCCACUGA
Molecule: messenger RNA, 864 nt
Organism: Copidosoma floridanum
Lineage: Eukaryota; Metazoa; Arthropoda; Insecta; Hymenoptera; Encyrtidae
Product: adhesive plaque matrix protein-like
Source: RefSeq, a predicted model, not a curated record